Hyaloperonospora brassicae is the source of this 768-nucleotide messenger RNA. The record is from the annotation of a GenBank genome assembly. Lineage: Eukaryota; Oomycota; Peronosporomycetes; Peronosporales; Peronosporaceae.
AUGGCCGCCGCCGCCGCCGACGUGGAGCUGCUGCUCGUGCGCAUCGACCGCUUCCAGGACCGCACUAAGUACGUCUCCGUGCUGCGCGCGUGGCUGCGCGAGCUCGAGAUCGCGCACGGGCGUCUGAUCCGCAUGGGCGCCGACCUGCAGCUGCUGUUUGUCGCGGCGUCGGCGUCGCAGAACGCGCAGCUGCGGCAGUGGUACCGCACGCGGCCCAUUGACACGAACUGCCGCGGCGAGCAGUGCGUGGACAGGUUCGUGGACGUGUUGGGGACGAAGACGGUGCAGCGCUGCAGCUGCAGGGGCUUUGUCGAGAUGGAAGUGCUGAGCCCGACGUUGCUGCAAAAGGUGCUGGUGCACGAGUGGCAGGCAGAGCAGGAGUGGCUGGACACGGCGCUGGCGACCACGCGGACGAAGGCGUUUCUCGCGUGGAAAGAGGCCGCAAAAGCUGCGCGUCAACAGCGGAGGAAGAAGGAGAGACAGGAGAAGGAGGACGCGCGCGCGCGGAAGCGAGCAAAGAGAGCGCAGGAGGGGCCUGACGAACGGGACGGGCACGAGGAGGCAGAGGUCGGUGGGGAAGUAGCUGCGCGAGACGCAUCGGUUGAGGUGGACGAGGACAGUACGCGGCAGACAGCAGUAGCCGCACCGAAGCAAGAGGAGGUCGAGCAAGAGGAAGUCCAGCAGCCGUCGAAGAAGGCGGCGAGGCCGAAGAACAAGAAGGCAAAGCAGCAGCCAAAGGAUGGACCCAUUGACGACGAUCGCAGGUGA